This is a messenger RNA of Peronospora farinosa, 1569 nucleotides long. The record is from the annotation of a GenBank genome assembly. Lineage: Eukaryota; Oomycota; Peronosporomycetes; Peronosporales; Peronosporaceae.
AUGAAACGAGGUCGCGUAGACGUUGGUGUAUCUAAGGAUCAAUACGAAGCGUCUCUCGUCGUUGUUGAUAGCCCCAAUGGCGACAUUACAUCGUUCCCUCGUGCAUCAACUCAAGUGUUAAAGGCUCGUAAGAUUGUGAAGGCUACAUCGACUACCCGUGCACAAGAAGCGACUCGUCAGCUCACGGCUUUGAAUCGCGCUUUUGUGGCGAAUCUUAAGACGCAAUGGGCGCACAAUGCGACCAACAGCUGGGAAAUAAAUAUGAAGGAGUAUAUAGCCUAUGCACGUGUGAUUGACGCGAGUUUUGGCGGUCAUACAGGCCAAGUAUUGACGUUUGGGAGUGGUGAUUGUGGUCAAUUGGGUCACGGUGUUGACGAGGAAGAUCUCAUGGUUUUAUACCCACGGGUUGUCUCUUCGUUAUCGAAUCUCAAGAUUGUCCGUGUGACUUGUGGUGGUCUUCAUUCUGCUGCUGUUACGGCAGCUGGAGAGGUCUAUACAUGGGGUUGCAAUGACGAUGGAGCUAUCGGUCGCGACGGAGACGAAAACGUCCCGAAUAAAGUGGACGGUUUUGGACCACAAGAAGCCAUGGCAGUGCAAAUUGUUGGUGGUGAUUGUCAUACCACUGUCGUGACACUGGCUGGAAAAGUGUACACGUGGGGCUGCUACCGUGACAAGGAAGGCAAACAGUGGUGUGAUGCUCCAUCGGCCAAGGCUGCAUUCAAGCAGAAACAACUCCGGCCGUUCUUGAUUAAGGCGUUGGAAAAUGUAGCUGAUGUACGUUGCGGUAGUACGUUCAAUCUUGUGCGAACGAAUGAUGGGCGUGUGUACUCGUGGGGACUGGGAGAAAUGGGCCAACUUGGACGUAAGGUAGACGCAGAGACGAAGGACGCAAAGGGAGACUAUAAGGUUGAUAUGGUGUACUCGGAACACCUGCAACCGAAACUUGUGAUGCUAGGAAAGGACCCGCUUCCGGCUACCAAGUCCAUCGGCUGUGGCUCGUACCACAGUCUGUUUGCUUUGAGCAUGAAUGGAUACUUGUACACAUGCGGACUCAACAAUUACGGCCAGCUGGGAAUUGGUAGCACUGAAAACUGCACCGAGCUAGAACUAGUAGAGGAUCUUAGUUCCGAGACUGUCGCGUUUGUGGACGGAGGAGCCCAUCACUCGGUCAUUCUCACUAUUGACGGUGACGUCUAUACAUUUGGUCGCGCAGACUCAGGCCAGCUUGGUACGCUUGAAACUUGUGCCACCGGCGAGUUUAAGGAUCGGCCACAAAAAGUUACGAUUCCUAUCCCCAAGAAUGGCGGCUCAAGUACCGUUCGCAUGAUUGCUACAGGCUCUAACCACGCACUGGCGCUAACGGAAAGCAAUGCGAUUUUUUCUUGGGGCUACGGUGAUAUGUUGGCACUAGGCAAUGGAGAAGAGCACGACGAAAACAAGCCGCAUCAGCUGGACUGGUCGAUGGCCAAGUCUGACAAGGACAAGACAUUUGGCGAGGCAAAGAUUUAUCAGAUCGAAGCUGGUGGUCAGCAUAGUGCCGUGCUGGCGAGAUCUACUAGAGACAAGUAG